Melanotaenia boesemani (Boeseman's rainbowfish) is the source of this 4395-nucleotide messenger RNA. RefSeq names its product netrin g1a (gene ntng1a). The record is from RefSeq and is a predicted model, not a curated record. The transcript is spliced from 8 exons. NCBI's taxonomy places the organism in Eukaryota, Metazoa, Chordata, Actinopteri, Atheriniformes, Melanotaeniidae. The coding region runs from base 1209 to 2861 and encodes 550 amino acids. Gene Ontology annotation, molecular function: cell-cell adhesion mediator activity.
CAUAGGUGUGCAUGCGUGUGUGUGUUUGAAUGUGAGAGGUUGGGGGGAAACGAGCUGAGUGAGCGUCUCAUCGCAUAGAAGCUCGGAGCGCAUUAUCUUUCCCGUCAUCUCCGUCUGGGCGGUUGGUGCUGCGCCGUGCCAGGGAGACUGUUAAGAGAAGAUGCGUUGAUGCGAGCGGAUAUUCUCAGCAGCCGAGACUAAUUGGCGUGAUUCAUGUCCCCGUUGAGUGGCUGAGACCUAUUCAUAGCAGGGAAGGAGAGGAAAAGGGGAGUAAAGGAAAUAGAUCCGCACCCAGGAGUCUUUUGGAAAUUAUGGACUUCUGAACAGGACGAAAAAAGAGGAUUGCACGCCUGCAGGUCAAAGUUUCUUUUUGCUGUUGUGGGUUUAUUUUUCUUUCUUUGUUUCUUUUUUUUUCUUUCUUUCUUUUGCCGUGAUGGAAUGGCACACGGGGGAGAGAGGAUGAUGGACACAUUGGCACCACAGCUCUUGUCCAAAAAUCCUCCCGUUUCUAGCAGGCGCCGUGCUGAGCGAGCUCCUCAGGACGGUGAUCAGUCAUUGGUUUUGAAGAGGCAGGAAAAUCCUGCUCUUUGAUUGAAACGGGAGCGCAGGGGAUGGUGCGCGCAGCUAUUCCACAGAGACCAACGUGCGUGCUCAUCACAUUCCCGGUCAGAAGCAAGUCUUAAAGAGCUUCAUUCCUUGAGUCAUUUUCAUUCCUCUUCUCUGAACUUGUUGAGUAGCUUUAAAAAACACAGCCGGGACAGGGGUGGAGUAUACCCGGUCCAAGAGGGGCAACCAAGACAUCCCCAGAUCAUCGUCCGGGACAAGGACCAUGAUUGACAGCCAGGCGAGCUGAGGAGACCUGCCACUCAUCUUCCUAUCAGCGUGUCAGAGGGCUAUCUCAUUCUCGCCUCCCCCCAUCUUCCUCCUCCUUCCUCUUCCCUCCCUUAGUCCUCUCCUCUUAUCUUCUCAAUGGACCGGUAACCUCACCACCCCUCACAAAUAUCUACAUCUCCAGAAACUUGUAAGAAAGCAGAAAUAGAGAAAUACAUUACAACACUUCUUGGCUGAACCUUACUCCACCUGAAGGGAGUUUGACAUGCCUCCUCACUCCAUCUGAGUGGACGUAAGCUAAAGAAGAGCAAUCCUGUAUUUUUGCACCUUCAGAAGGAGACAAAGCUCCAUUUAAAGGGGCUGAGAAAGGACCAGACAUGCGUUUCCAUUUUGUGCUGACGCUGCAGGCAGUUUGGACUUGUAUUUGCCAGGCGGCCAUGCAGCACUACCCUGCAGCUUGGGGCCACUAUGAUGUGUGCAAGUCCCAGCUUUACUCAGACGAGGGUUUAACCUGGGACUACAUGGCGUGCCAACCGGAGGCAGCAGACAUGACCCACUACCUGAAGGUUACCCUGGAUCCCCCUAACAUCACCUGUGGAGACCCUCCAGAGACAUACUGUGCCCUGGAGAAUCCCUACAUGUGUAAUAAUGAAUGUGAUGCCAGCACUGAGGAGCUUGCGCAUCCUCCAGAGCUCAUGUUUGACAUGGAAGGACGCAACCCCACAACCUUCUGGCAGUCCUCGUCCUGGAAGAAGUACCCAAAGCCCCUUUUAGUCAACAUCACACUAUCUUGGAACAAGACCAUUGAGCUGACUGACGACAUCAUCAUCACCUUUGAAUCUGGCCGACCCGAGCAGAUGGUCCUGGAGAAAUCACUAGAUUAUGGACGUAGCUGGCAGCCAUACCAGUUCUAUGCCACUGACUGCCUGGAUGCCUUUACCAUGGAGCCCAAGACGGUGCAGGACCUAACUCAGCACACCCUGCUGGACAUUAUCUGCACUGAGGAGUAUUCUCGAGGCUAUGUGUGGAAGAAUGACAAAACGGUGCGCUUUGAGAUUAAGGACCGAUUUGCUCUGUUUGCUGGGCCCCGGCUUCACAACAUGGCUUCACUUUAUGGACAGCUGGACACAACCAAGAACCUGAGGGACUUCUUUACCAUUACCGAUCUGAGAAUCCGCUUGCUCCGGCCUGCCACAGGGGCAACAAUGGUGGAUGAAAGCAGCCUGUCUAGAUACUUCUAUGCCAUUUCCGACAUCAAAGUUCAGGGCAGGUGCAAGUGCAAUCUUCACGCCAACAGCUGCGUGUAUGACAAAGAGAAGCUGAGCUGCGAGUGCGAACACAACACCACCGGGCCCGACUGCGGCCGCUGCAAGAGGAACUACCAAGGGCGAGCAUGGAGUGCUGGCUCCUACCUGCCCAUCCCCAAGGGCACAGCUAAUAUCUGUAUUCCUAAUAACAUUGGUCCAGUUAACUGCGAAUGCUUCGGCCACUCCAACCGAUGCAGCUACAUCGAGCUGCUAAACACCGUCAUUUGCGUGAGCUGUAAGCACAACACUAGGGGCCAGCACUGCCAAGAAUGCAAGCUGGGCUACUACCGCAAUGCCUCAGCAGAACUGGACGAUGAAAAUGUGUGCAUAGAGUGUAAUUGUAAUCCCUUUGGCUCAGUCAGUGAUCGCUGUAAUGGCACAGGAUUUUGUAAAUGUAAGGAGGGCAUUACAGGGCCCAAGUGUCAGGAGUGUCCACCCGGCUAUUUGUGGGACGAUGGCUGCAAAUCCCGGGUGUGCGACAACGAGCUCCUGCGCUGCCAGAACGGCGGGGUGUGUGUUAACAACGUCCGCUGCAACUGUCCCGCGGCCUACACAGGCCUGCUGUGCGAGAAGCCCCGCUGUGAGUCGGAGCUGGGCGGCUGCAGGGGCCCAGAUUCAGGCCAGGUCCCCCUGACGCCUCCGUCCUUCUCCAGUAUGCUGACGCUGAUGCUGCUGGGCUCCACACUGCUCAAAGAGGCCUCCUGCUGGCCCGCCAUGCUCUGAACAGACCUCCUGCUUACUGGGAGUGACACGCCUCCCACCACCUUCACCUUAACCCUUCCGUGCCCCCACCCCCUCCCUUCCCAUUCUCUCCAAUCCUUUCAAAUAAUCAACAAUCAUUAAAAAAAAGAUGAGCUUUCUGGACUGUAAGUACUGAGCUUCUCCGCUGCCAGACUCGAUGAUGAUAAAGGGAAUGUGCCAGAAAAUUAGUGCAAAAACAUUAUAUUUAAUUUCAAAGAAUAUAUAAGAAAAAAAUUACAUAUACUUUAAAGAAUUUAAAUUAUUAUUAAAAGUAUGAGUAACUGAGUGUCUGCCUGAUAAGAAAGAACAGUGAAUCCCUCCCCUCUUCCUCCCUCCCCCUCUAAGCCAUACCAGGUACAUGAGCUCCUUCCAGUUUGAGAAGGGAUAACUCAAGAUGACAGACUUGUUCACUUUCUCUCUUAUUGCCACGGCAACAACAGCUGCAACCAAUCAGCUCUAGCACGAGCCGACAGUGGCCGCGGAUCCCCACGGGAUGCUUCUGCGAGUUAAUGUUUGCCGGACUGACGCUGAUGAUAAAAGAAAAGAAAAGGGGGAGGAAAAAAACAAACUAGGAACUGCCCCUGCUGAGCAGCAAAGAUGAAGCUGUUAAGACUUUAAUAGAGAGGUGAAAAGAAUAAACAAACCAGGACGCAUUCUUUGCUGUCAGUGCAUUGUGGAUAGAAGGAAAUCUGUCCGGACUGCCACAUUGUGACACAAACCCUCGCCCAUGUUGAUCCCUCUCAAUCUUUCUGUCUCUCUCCUUUCGAGCUCUAUCUCCUCCUCCCUCCUGUUCAGCCCUCCUUCCUCUGUCCCAUUUCCGAUCCUCACUUCGCUUCCACCUGUGCUUUCGUGAACGUUACUCUGUAAACCCUUGUUGGUUGAAAGAUUCUUUUGUCCAAUGUUAGUGAUGCACAUGUGUAAGAAGCCCCCUUCCCUUCCCUUCCCUCCUUCCCCCCUCCCUGGAAAAGAUACUCCAGUAAAUCUGUCUGAUUCUUUUUCUAUCUUAGAGCCGACUCGCUCCCUUUGAUCACGGUCAGAGGAUAGUUUUCACCUGAGCAGAUGGCAAGAGUGUAGAAAACCAUCAGUGUGUUUUUGCAAGUUCUUUCCUCUCCAGAGCAAACAGAGUAAAAGAGUCAUGUAGUCCUUUUGUAUCUCAGCAGAACUGUGAUUGAAAAAAGGCAACCUUUAAUGUAUCUGUUUGAGACAUCCAAAUGCAGAAGCAGCAGUUUCCUUCUCUUUUUAUUCUCAUUUAUUUCUAUCCAUUGCUGUUUUGUUGAUUAUUUUUAGUUGUGCAGUUGGUUUUCCUUUGUAUUGGCAACGUGCUGGCAUCAAAGAAUAUCAGUUUACAUAUACAGUAUUAAUAAAGUGUACUAAAAUCCCACCAAAGGACAUUAUAAAUGUUUUGUUCUUGCUUUAUCACUUGAGAAUUUAAGUGAAUAAAAGUCUAAAAAACAAACUGUGUUGAUUAUUUAUUAAUGCUAAUAAGUAGCUUGCAAAGCUACGUCAGCAUCACUCU